AUGGGUCCCAAGGCCGUGCAAUACAUUAAUCAGCUGGACCAUGCCCGCUGCGACGGCAACUGGGAUCUGGUCCCGGAGCUUGUUCGCAAAGUCCGCAAACAUGCUCCCGACAGAGCUUGUCUCGCAUUGACGGCCGAAACCGAAUGCGCCAUCGCUAAAACGACGGGAGCUGCAGCUCACACUAACACCGAAGGUCGGCCAACAACUGCUGUAAACACAGGCGAUGUCAAUGUUACGGAUCAACUACCAAGGCUCGAAGCGGCAAUUGACGAGGAAGCCGCCCACGAGAAUGACCGAUUCCAAGCUGAGGUAUGCGCGGGUUGGUUGCACUGGACACUAGGAGACUAUAAUCUCUGUGUCAGUCGACUACCCGAGAACAACUUGGAGGAAGGCGAGAUCAACCCAGCCGACAGAAGUGCUGAAUGGACGAGUGUUUGCUCACUUAAAGCUGCGUAUCUCAAAGCUAACUGCCUUGCGCGCAGCGGCGAGUUGAAGCAGGCACUCUCUGCCUACCGAGCUGGUCUUCCAUCACUUGGACGAGUUUGGGCAGAACAAGGCAUGGGAAGACAGCUCCGUUACUGGUCAGAGCUGUUCCUCACAGAAUACUGCAUGCUCUCAGGCGAAGCAUACCGAAGCAACGAAAUCACACAGGUCGACGCCGAUUCUAUGGCGGGUUAUCGAGCGUGGGCAAGAUUCUGGGAUACUAUGUCUACUCCUGUCACAGGAGGAUACGGCUUCAAGGGUUCUGUACCUCGAAGAACGGUAUGGAGAGAGUACUACUUUGCCCUCUCAUCCAUUCUUGAUACCGAUCAACCUUUUCCUACCGGGUUUGUGAGCAACACAGCGGGGGACCUCUCACCUCGGAAUCAGCUGCGCAUUGAGCUCAAGCAUGCCGAGGCUACGUACCAGACACUUUUGCUAGGCGAGACAUCCUUCCCCAGAGCCGACGAGGAGCGUGAGGAAGUCGAAGCGUUUGUCAAUCAGGUACUACGAAACUGGUCUAUUCUCUGUGGGCGAGGAUGGAGUGAAAAGGACCUUGGCCAGGGUGGGCGAAGCAGCCUGAGCCGUGGAGUUCUCGAUAUUCUUUACAGCGCGGCUAUGAAGACCUACCAUUCGACAUCUAUUCUCCGGUCUCUCUUCCUUGUUCACCUUUCGGUUGCCGAAUUCGACCUCGCUUUCAAGGCCUUCGACUCCUACCUUGAGAUUGUCAAAAAGGGCAAGGCUCGUGUUGACAAAACCGGGCUUGUUGAACCUAGUCUGGACGACGAUGCGACCGUCCUCGAAACAAUCUCGCAGUGUAUUUUAGCUCUCUGUCGAUAUGGCCAACGAUCUGCAGCGGAAAAAGCGCACCAGCUUGGAUCCGAGCUCGAAGACUGGUUGGCAAAGUUACUGCAGAUCACCUCGCAAGACAACCCCACGCCUGUAAUUUCGGAACACAAUGAGCUUAGCGCUUCACAUCCGCCCGUGGCACCGCAUACUAUUGCCCUUGCAUGGCAAGCUAUUGGCCUGUCCCAGGCUCAUUGGUCAAGAAUCACAUAUGAAGCCUCGGCUAGAACCGAAAUUCAACAAAAGGCUAUUCGCUGUCUAAGAAAGUCUCUUGCAGCUGAGCUUGGGCGCUCAAAAGAUAUUAGGAGCUUUUAUGCUCUUGGCCUCCUAUUGGCUGAGCGAAGAGAAUUGACUGCUGCAAUUGAGACUGUCAGAACUGCCUUGACAGCAAGCAAGGAUCAGGAAGAGAACUACGAUCUGGUAUAUGGGCCAUAUUGGCAAGAGCGUUCUCUUAUUCCUGUUUGGCAUCUGCUCGCUCUCCUGCUCAGUGCCAGGCAAGAUUAUAGCAUGGCCGCGAGGGCUUGCGAUGGUGCUUUGGAACAAUUUAAAGAUACUACAAUUCUGUUUGGUAAGGCCGAUCAAGCUUAUAGAAGCGAGCACCUCAACGAGGCGGAAAAAGAUACUUCAGAAGACAAACAUGGCCUCGUCGACGAUAUGGAUGAUGGUGAAAAGGAGAGCAUCCUGGAGGUGAAGAUGACACAACUUGCAUUGGUCGAGCUACUCGAAGGCCCAGACGUGGCUGUAAAUGCCAGCUUCGAAUUGCUGACUCUCUUCUCGAGGCUGUUUGGCAACGUUGCAGCCCAACCUACUCUAACCCCCCCCAAGGCCGUGGAACCACCAAAAACUUCUGGCACGCUUAGAAGCAUUAGGGGAACCAUCUUUGGCAGCAAUGAUCGAUCCAGACCACCUACGAGGCAGGUCUACACUGCUGCGGGUGACAGGAACCCCAGACCUCAAACUGCAGCGACCAUGCGCAGCAGUGCACCGACGAUCCAGGUUACGGGAGAUAACGGAUCCCUAGCAGAGUCGCGACCAAGGACAUCAGCAUCUUCAGUGCGUCGCAAUAGAAGCGCUACGGGUAGAAGCAAUAGUCUAAAGAAGCGCGAUCGGAGCCAUAGCCGACAGCGAUCCUCCAGCAUUGGGGCUAUCUCAUCUGCCCAUGGACCUACAGUUGUCGAUGGAGAUGUUUUUUUCACACCAGCUGGCCCAAACGGCGAGGUUGAAGAGAACGAGCAGCAAUCGGACUUCUUUACCUACUCAAGUAAACGACACUCGGCAACGAGAGGCUCAUCUUUCUCAAGGCGGCCUAUAGGACACCUUAACUCGUAUCUCUCGACGCAAACGAAGUCAACCGACUACUCUGAGCUAUCAGUUGACAACGCUUACGCAUCCACCUGCAUCUUACCACUUGUCCAUUUCCCCAAGGAUAAGGAGAGGGCUCAACGAGUGGUCCUUCUGAUAAGAGUCUGGCUCAUGAUUGCUGGUUUCUACCGCAGAGCAGGUAUGAGGGAGGACGCCAAGGGAGCUAUCACAGAAGCACAGCGACUUAUUCAGAGCCUGGAGGCCGACUUGGCCAGGGAUCCAUCUGGUUCAGGUGCUCUCAGGCCUCCCAGCUGGGCCGAAAAGAAGACCGUAGAGGAUCUAUGGAGUGAUCUAUACGCAGAGCUUGGUCAACUGUCUCUGUCGAAAGGAGCCCCCUAUGCAGCUCGCAACGACUUUGAAACCGCCCUCACACAUACGCCAAAUCAUCCUACUGCAAUCAUCGGCCUUUCUAACAUCCUGCUCGACAUUUACAGUGAAGAUCUCCUCCCGCCACCUCCGAUACCGCCUCUGGAGGAUGCUUUGCUCAACCUCAACAUAGGAAACAGCUCAAAGCCAAAUUCAGGCAGUCAAGCAGUCUCUCCCCUGCCUUCGACACCUCUCGGUCUGGGCCCUUCACCAGAAACUCAAUUUACUCCCAUGGAACCCAUGGACGACGACGAACUUCCUGCUGCGUACAAGGCCACCCGUCUACCACUUGUCGACCGUCUUGCGGCUCGUGAUCGUGCGUAUGCGCUCCUUUCUACACUCACCAAGCUCGGUUCUGGCUGGAACUCAUCUGAGGCGUGGUUCACACUGGGCCGCGCCUACGAAGAGAGUGGCCAGCCUGACAAAGCAAAGGAGGUGCUUUGGUGGUGUGUGGAACUUGAAGAGGGGACUGGGGUUCGGGAUUGGCGCUGCUUGACUGGGGGAGGUUACAUUAUUUGA
Messenger RNA from Fusarium tjaetaba, 3573 nucleotides. RefSeq names its product cargo-transport ypp1. The coding region runs from base 1 to 3573 and encodes 1190 amino acids. Gene Ontology annotation, molecular function: protein binding. NCBI's taxonomy places the organism in Eukaryota, Fungi, Ascomycota, Sordariomycetes, Hypocreales, Nectriaceae. The transcript is spliced from 4 exons. The record is from RefSeq and is a predicted model, not a curated record.